AUGGGAAUUUCAUGUAGCAACAGCAGAAGAAGGCACAACCACCACCAAACUUACUACCAACAUCACCCGCAUCACCUCCCGCCGCCGCCUCAACACUUCCCCUCCGCAGAACCACCUCCCCCUCCGCCGCCGCAUCAAGGCUACUACUCCACCUCCUCUGCAGCCACUCCACAAUCCUCUUACGCGCCAUCUCCAGCUCCCCCUCUUCAUCCGCCGCCAACGCUGCCGAUCCAGUCCUACUACACCUCCAACCCUUACAAUUCCUGCGGUUAUUCGAAUCACAUGGUGGGUAGGUAUAAUUACCAGCCCUACUAUUAUGGCAAUUCAGCUGGAGGAUGGCCGCCGCCGCAGCAACCCCAUGCGGUGAGACCUAACGUGGGUCCUUCGCACCAGAUUCAGCCGGUGCCUUAUGUUGAGCAUCAGAAUGCUAAGAAGGUUAGGAAUGAGGUUAAUGUGCAUAAGGGGACUUUGAGGCUUGAAUUGGAUGAGCAGAACCCGGAUCAUCACUUGAUUUCUUUCGUUUUUUAUGCACUUGUUUAUGGAAGCAUUACCGUUUCCUACUUUGCUAAAGAAGAGCCCAACUGUAAGUUUUCUCCAGCAUAUCUCGACACUCAUCUCCCAGUCCGGGUCCCCUUCCAGAAAGGUGUUGCACAUAAGUUUUGCCAACCAUCAGGGACAGGCAUUAGCUUGGGUUUAUUUGAGCUGGAUGACCUCUCAAAGCCCUCGUUCGAAGAAGAUGUUUUUCCAUUGGUUAUAGUCGCUGAAACAUCCCCACCACUUAGUUCAACAACCGAUCAAAGUCAACUCAAUGAUUAUGUACCGAGCUCGGGUAAUAUGCAGAUCACUCAAGCUGUUCUAGAGAAGAAGAAAGAUGGAGAACCUUUCCACGUAAAAGUAUUAAAGCAUAUAUUGUGGAUUGAGGGAGUUCGAUAUGAGCUUCGUGAGAUUUAUGGCUUGGGUAGUGGUUCUGCAGCUAAAGAUUUCAAUGACAGUGAACCCAAGAAAGAAUGUGUGAUUUGCAUGACCGAACCCAAGAAUAUUGUCAUCUUGCCAUGUCGACAUAUGUGUAUGUGUAGUGAGUGUGCAAAGGAAUUGAGGAUGCAAACAAACAAGUGGCCCAUAUGCCGACAACCGAUCGAAGAACUUAUUGAGAUCAAGAUAAGGAGCGGCGGGGUACAAUAG
This is a messenger RNA of Linum tenue, 1182 nucleotides long. The record is from the annotation of a GenBank genome assembly. NCBI's taxonomy places the organism in Eukaryota, Viridiplantae, Streptophyta, Magnoliopsida, Malpighiales, Linaceae.